Scomber japonicus (chub mackerel) is the source of this 1149-nucleotide messenger RNA. Its product is annotated as B-cell receptor CD22-like. The transcript is spliced from 7 exons. Lineage: Eukaryota; Metazoa; Chordata; Actinopteri; Scombriformes; Scombridae. Gene Ontology annotation, biological process: cell-cell adhesion. Gene Ontology annotation, cellular component: membrane. The annotation marks the transcript as partial. The record is from RefSeq and is a predicted model, not a curated record.
UCAGUGAGUCCCUCUGGUGAAAUCAUUGAGGGCAGUUCAGUGACCCUAAACUGUAGCAGUGAUGCUAACCCAGCAGCUAAAUACACCUGGUACAAGAAGAACCAACCACUGUUUCCUGCACAAGAAGGAAAUUAUAAAUUCACUUCCAUCAGCUCUGAGGACAAAGGGAUGUACUACUGCAAGUCUGAGAAUCAGUAUGGAUGGAUCAACUCGUCGUCUCUCUUCAUAGAUGUCCUGUAUGGUCCAAAGCUUCCCACUGUGUCAGUGAGUCCCUCUGGUGAAAUCAUUGAGGGCAGUUCAGUGACUCUGACCUGUAGCAGUGAUGCUAACCCAGCACCUAAAUACACCUGGUACAAGAAGAAUGUAAAUCCAGACCUUCAACCUCUCAGUAAAGAACCACAGCUUGUCUUCAGCUCCAUCCAGUCCUCUGACUCUGGAGAGUAUUACUGUACAGCUGAGAACCAGCUGGGGAAGAAGACAUCUGAAUACAUCUUCAUGAAUGUGAAAUAUGCUCCAAAGCUUCCCUCUGUGUCAGUGAGUCCCUCUGGUGAAAUCAUUGAGGGCAGUUCAGUGACUCUGAACUGUAGCAGUGAUGCUAACCCAGCAGCUAAUUACACCUGGUACAAGGACAAUGAAGACUCACCAAAAGCAUCAGGACAGAUCUUCACCAUCACCUAUGUCAGACCUGAAUACAGUGGGAAUUAUUCCUGUGAAGCCCAGAACAGAAGAGGAAAUCAUAACUCCAACUUACAUCUGAUGGUUGUGAAAGGAACAGGAAAAUCAGUCGCUGCUGGAGUAACAGCUGCUGUUCUUCUGCCUAUCAUGAUCCUCUCUGUCUUCCUAUGGAUGAGGAAAAAGAGAGCCUCCAAUCAAUCGUCUGAAACUGAGGAGAGACCAGACGACAGAGAGAGGACACAGCCAGAGCAAGAUAACGUUCAUUAUGCCAGCGUGCAGUUCUCCAACAACCAGGCAGAUCCUCUCAACUCCAACAUCAGAUCAGAUCGGCUCCACAGACACAUGGAGGAACAAGAGGUUAUCGAGUACGCUGCUGUUAACUUUAACAGACCUGGUAAUGCCCCGAGAACCAGAGGUCAGCACACCUGGGAAGAUCCAGCUGCACUGUACAGCACAGUCAAGAAAACCUCAUGA